AUGACCUGUAUUACUCUCUCCAUUGCUGUCGUUGCGUCUUCGGCGGUUCUUGUGAGCGCUCGUCCAACUUAUGUCACUCGCGUGCCUAACGGUGGAAACGUAGUCGGCGUUCAAGCUUUGGGCCACAUCAAUGUCCAAGGUGGUGGUCCCAGGAAUUCAUUCGGUAGUGAUUUUGAGGACGCCGAUUUGCAGUGGACAAGUGAACUUUGUGCGAAAGACUCGGAUGGUGAUGGACAGUCCAAUGGCCAUGAAUUAGGCGACCCAUGCUGCGAAUUUUCAUCGGAAAACAAUACCGUGCGCUGGUCCACUGGUGUGUCGCACCCAGGCGACGCGACUUCUAUGUCGAAUUCAUCGCUGUGGAUUAACAUUAUCUGUCCUAACAGUACGACCCCGGGAAACAGCAGCACCACAGAUAUUCCAGACCCAACGCAAACGAAUUCUACUGCUGAUGACUCGACUAAUUCUACCACUCCUACUAGCGAUCCAACUCCAUCGACCACAAGUGCAGCUUCUGGGAUAACCCCAGCCAUCUAUACUGCCGUCGGAGUUGCCGCUACCUUAAUUGCUUACUACCUCUAG
This is a messenger RNA of Plasmopara halstedii, 579 nucleotides long. RefSeq lists its product as uncharacterized. Bases 1 to 579 code for a protein of 192 amino acids. Lineage: Eukaryota; Oomycota; Peronosporomycetes; Peronosporales; Peronosporaceae. The record is from RefSeq and is a predicted model, not a curated record. The transcript has a single exon.